Molecule: messenger RNA, 8498 nt
Organism: Plodia interpunctella (Indianmeal moth)
Lineage: Eukaryota; Metazoa; Arthropoda; Insecta; Lepidoptera; Pyralidae
Gene: PlexB
Product: Plexin B
Exons: 1
Coding region: 157-5844 (1895 amino acids)
Biological process (GO): sensory neuron axon guidance; semaphorin-plexin signaling pathway involved in axon guidance; regulation of cell migration
Cellular component (GO): plasma membrane; semaphorin receptor complex
Molecular function (GO): semaphorin receptor activity; protein binding
Source: RefSeq, a predicted model, not a curated record
UCUAACUUGUGGUCGUUCGUUCGUCGGCAUCGAUGGAUUCGUUUACAAUUUACAUUUAUUUUUGUAAGCCAAAAAUGGGUUGAAAAUGAAUUAAAAACAUUCCAGUGGUUGUGAGAAAGUGAAAAUAUUUAUUUACAGACUGCUUAAAAUGUGAUCAUGGCUGGAUUUACGACUUUGUUAGUCAUAACAUUGUGGCUUCGAUGUACAAUAGUAUACGGAUUUGAGUUUAUAUCACAAUAUCCCAGUAAUCAACAGAAUGGGUCAUACUAUUUCUAUCACCUGGCGGUCGAUCGAGCUAGCGGGCAAGUUUAUGCUGGUUCCCUAAAUUGGCUCCAUCAAUUGAGUCCCGACUUGAAACCCAUUCAUGUUAUACGUACGGGACCUAAGCUCGAUAAUCCUAUGUGUCAUGCCAGCGGAUGCACAUCUCCAGAUAUAACGAGGACACCGAUAGACAACGUGAAUAAGAUAUUAGUUAUAGAUCAAGAAUCCAGGAUAGUGAUAGCUUGUGGUUCAAUUGCUCAGGGUUCUUGUUCCAAAUACAAGCUUGGCGAUCUAUCUAAUGAGCCCGAAUUCGUCGCGGUCAGUGUUGCUGCAAAUGAUGCUGAAGCCUCCACAUACGCCUUCAUUGGUCCUGAAAGAUACAAUUCCUGGGACCGUUCCAAUGUGCUGUAUGUUGGUACAACAUUUACAAAUAUUGGAGAAUAUAGGCAUGACGUUCCUGCCAUAUCUAGUCGGGAUCUUAUGACACUAGAAUUAGCUCAGUUCACAUUCUCCAAGCAAAGUUUGAUUCAAAUAGAUGUCAAAUACAGAGAUAACUUCUUAGUGCAAUAUGUGUAUGGAUUCAAUGCUAGUGAUUAUGCAUAUUUUUUAAUCAUCCAGAAACAUUCCCAUUUGGCUGGCAAUGAAGAGCUAGGAUAUGUGUCUCGUUUGGCCCGAACCUGUGUGAAUGAUGAUAACUAUAACAGCUAUACAGAAGUUACCCUAGAGUGUCAUGUUCGUGAAGAGACAAUGAAUGGUAAGAGUGAACUUGUCAAUUACAACCUAGUUCAAGAUGCUAAGAUAGCCAAAGCUGGUGCUAGCUUGGCCUCGCAGCUCGGUAUCAAGACAGGAGACUCCAUACUGGUAGCAGCUUUCAGUCCUUCUAAGGGUAUCACUAAUGAACCUAUGACAAAAUCUGCUAUAUGUGUAUUUUCUUUACAGGAGAUAGAAAUUAAGUUUAAUGAAAAUGUCCACAUGUGUUUUAAUGGUAGCACCAAAGCCCGUAAUAUGGGUUACAUAUCAGGAAUGAUAUCUGAUGGUAAAUGUCCCAGUGUGGGUUCUACAGGCAAUAUACUUAAUUUUUGUGAGGUAGGUCUUAAAAUAAGCGGUUUGUAUCCAAUUAAAACUAUGUCAGUUAUUCAUUGGAAUGAUACACAUGUCACAUCUGUAACCAUGUCUGUCACUGGCCUGCAUACUGUUGCUUUCUUAGGUACAAAUGAUGGUACAUUGAAAAAGGUAUUGAUUGAUGCUGAGGAAGCAUUGGAGUACUCUAGUGAGGAACUGUUGCCUGGUCAAAGGAUACUGCCAGAUACUACUCUAUCACCAUAUCGUAAAACCUUGUACGUAUUAGCUAGAAAUUCCAUUGUUCAAAUACCAACUGAGAGAUGUGCCGAACAUGGCAACUGUUCAUCCUGUCUAGAAUUCAAUGAUCCACAUUGUGGCUGGUGCUCUCUUGAAAAACGUUGCACUGUCCAGAGUAUGUGCCAAAAAGGAACACAAAGUGCCCCCAGAUGGCUCUCCCAAUAUACAGGACAACAAUGCAUUGACUUUGAACAAAUAUUACCAGAUAGAAUAUCUAUGAAUGAAUUCACAACUGUGCAGCUUAUUAUUAGAACACUUCCAGAAUUACCAUUUGGUGCAAAGUACAAAUGUGUUUUUGGAAAUACCCCACCUAUAGAUGCAGCGGUUACAUCUAAUGGUCUAGCCUGUCCUACUCCUGAUGUAAAACAUAGGCCUAAGAUCCCUCAAAACCAGGAUCAUGUUUAUGUACCACUUUCAGUUCACUCAUCAGAAACUAAUAAAGAUUUUGUGUCGCGAAACUUUGCUUUCUAUGACUGUUCUAAGCACACAACUUGCCAUUCCUGCAUAAUGAGUGAGUGGGCAUGCAAUUGGUGUAUUUAUGAUAAUAAGUGUACACAUGAAACCUCAGCUUGUCAGAGGACUAUUAUAAGUGGAGAAAACAACCCAUCCAAGUUACUCAAUCAUGGCGUUGGGCAUUGUCCUAGAAUAAGACAGUACAAGAAACCAAUAUUGCUGCCAAAUAAUGUCCCCAAGGAAUUGGAAUUAGAAGUGGAGAAUCUUCCCCAUUUGCAGCCUGGACAUACUGGAUUUCAAUGUAUUGUGAGUAUUGAACUUGCCAAUAUGAUUUUACCUGCCAGAGUUGAAUCUAAUCAUUAUAUUGUUUGUGAUAAAACAACAUAUUCAUAUGAAGAAGAUGUGGGGGAAUAUAAUGUCAGUGUUAAAGUUGUUUGGAAUCACAAGCACUAUAUAGACACCAUCACAAUAACAUUAUAUAAAUGUGAAAUUCUUGGAUCUCACAGGGAGCAUGCUGACUGUUCUCUUUGCAUCACCCGGAACUCCAUCUACCAGUGUACUUGGUGUGGUAACUCUUGCUCCUACAGCGAAUCUUGCCUGGAGAACCCAGUGACUGAAUGUCCCAAGCCCAGGAUAGAUAUGAUAAAACCUUUAAGUGGUCCAAUAGAAGGUGGGACAAUAGUGACUAUUGAGGGCAGUAAUCUUGGUUUGCGUGUAGAGGAAGUAACAGGAAAAGUACGCAUUGGUGAGGUUUUAUGUAAGAUUGUAGAUUUUGAAGUUUCUGUGAGUAUAACAUGUCGUACAGGGCCUUCAAAUGGAUCAACUGUUGCUCCAGUUAUAGUGCAGAAUGAUGCUGGAUAUACAGAAUCUUCUGUGUUAUUCAGCUACAAAGAUGUAAAGCUACAAGGUAUUUAUCCUGCACUGGGCCCUAUGUCAGGUGGAACUCAAUUGGGAAUCGGAGGGCAACACCUAAACAUUGGUUCAUCUGUGUCAGCCUAUUUAGAUGAGCUGCCUUGUGCUGUAAAUAAGACUCAAACAUCUAAUAAUAGAUUAAUUUGUAUUACUCCCAAAGCAAACACUCCGCGAGUAAUCCACACACUGACAGUAGCAAUCGAUAAUGCAAAUAGAACUUUGUUUGGAGAUUUGUUCAACUACACAGCAGAUCCAACUAUAAUGGAAAUAAAACCACUUAAAAGCUUUGUAUCUGGUGGAAGGAUGAUAACAGUACAUGGCACUAAUCUACAUACUAUACAAAAACCAUUAAUGAAAUUGUAUUACAAUAAUGAAUUGCUACCUGUCAAUUAUACAGAAUGUACUGUGCUCAAUGUGAAUCAGAUGGAAUGUCCAAGCCCAGCUAUAAAUGACAAAUAUGAUGAGAUUAUUCAAGCUACAAAAUCGCAAACAAGUACUCCACAAAUAGCUAUGAAAGUUGGUUUUGUCAUGGAUAAUGUUGAGACCAUGCAUGAUUUGGAAAAAUACUUUAACCCACCUCGAACUCACAUGGUAUUUGUUGAAGAUCCUCAUGUCUAUCAAUUUCCAAAUAGAAUUAAAUUGUAUAAAGGUGAUCCAUUGGUAAUAGAAGGUGAAAACUUAAUAAGAGCUAGUGAUGAAUCUGAUGUUAUUGUAAACAUUGGAGUUCAACCAUGCAAUGUCACUAGUCUCACAAUGCAACAACUUCUUUGUACACCACCUGAAAUCCAACCUGCUAAUACAGAUGAAAAUGGCGUGCAAAUUUCGGACAUAAACCUUCCAUUAGUUGUAGUAAAAAUUGGAAAAAACUUACGAUUCCCGAUCGGAUAUCUACAUUACGAACUGUUGAGGAAUUAUAAUUUUCCACCAGAAGCGAUUGCAGGUAUUGCUGCUGGUACAUUCUUUUUAGUUCUCAUAUUUAUGAUAGUUUUGGUUAUGUACCGUCGCAGAAGUACAAAAGCUGAGAGGGAAUAUAAAAGGAUCCAAAUACAAAUGGACACUCUAGAAAGUAAUGUACGACUUGAGUGCAAGCUCGCGUUUGCAGAGCUUCAAACUGAUAUGUCUGAUUUGGCAGCAGAUUUGGAACAUUCUGGUAUUCCCACUUUAGAUCAUGUAAAUUAUGUUAUGAAAGUAUUCUUCCCAGGUGUCUCAGAUCAUCCAAUAUUGAAUGUUCAGCGACAGUUUAUCAACACACCAAGAACCAAUUAUGAUGCAGCUAUGAUUCAAUUUGAACAACUGCUUAUUAAUAAAUGUUUCCUUCUGUCAUUUAUAGACACAUUAGAGUCGCAAAAGUCAUUCAACAUAAGAGACAAAGUAAAUGUAGCUUCUCUGUUAAUGGUAAUACUAAUGGGCAAAAUGGAAUAUGCAACGGACAUAUUGAAGUCUUUGCUUUUGCGCCUAAUUGAGAAGUCUGUAUGUAACAAACACCCCCAACUGAUGUUAAGGAGAACUGAGAGUGUUGUGGAAAAAAUGUUGACCAACUGGAUGGCACUGUGUAUGUACUAUUAUCUUAAAGAUUAUGCAGGUUCUUCAUUGUUCCUACUUUUCAAAGCCAUCAAGCAUCAGAUUGAGAAAGGGGUUGUUGAUGCAAUUACACAUGAAGCACGUUAUUCUUUAUCAGAAGAAAAAUUGUUGAAAGAACAAAUAGAUCAUCAAACUAUUACUUUACAUAUUAUACAAGAUGAUUUUGAUGAUAAAGUUCAGUGCAAAGUUUUAGACUGUGAUAGCAUAUCACAAGUAAAGUCAAAAAUAUUAGAUGCCUUGUUUAAAAAUACUCCAUUUUCCUUGAGACCAUCCGUCCACGAAGUCGAUUUAGAAUGGCGACAUGGCAGAGGUGGCCACGUUACUCUUCAAGACGAAGAUCUUACAACCAAAACUGUUAAUGGUUGGCGAAAAUUAAAUACGUUAGCUCAUUAUGGGGUCAAAGAAUCAGCGGUUAUGUCCCUCAUUUCUCGCCAGAAUGAUAGUUUCAACACGCCAUAUAAAAUACCUUGUAAAAAUUGCACAGGGAUAUAUUGCACUAAUUCUCACAUACGUGUAUACAACAGUGAUAUAACUGAUCAGAAUGUCCAUUAUUAUCAUUUGGUUAAACCUAUCGAAUAUCAACAUAUUGUCAAUAAAUCAUCAGAACAUAGCCACAAAGCUAUACCUGAAAUAUUCCUCACGAGAUUAUUGUCGACAAAAGGUACAGUACACAAAUUUGUCGACGACUUUUUUAGCACGAUACUAACUGUAAAUGAGGUAUUACCUCCGGCCGUUAAAUGGCUUUUUGAUUUAUUUGAUGAUGCUGCAAGAGCACAUGGUAUAAUGAACCCAGAAGUGGUACAUGCUUGGAAAUCGAACAGUUUGCCGUUAAGGUUUUGGGUGAAUUUAAUAAAAAAUCCAGAUUUUAUAUUUGAUAUUAACAAAACUGCUACAGUCGAUUCUUCAUUAUCAGUCAUCGCCCAAACCUUCAUGGAUGCGUGUUCACUAACAGAACACCGGCUAUGUAAAGAUUCUCCAUCCAACAAAUUACUUUUUGCUAAAGAUCUACCUACAUACAGAGAUAUGGUGAUACAGUUUUAUCAAUCAGUAUCUCAGUUGCCUCAAGUUACCGACCAAGAGCUAAGUACAUCAAUGCAGCAACUCUCGGUGGAACAAUUAAAUGAGUUUGAUACUCUGUCUGCCUUAAAAGAGUUGUACAUCUAUGUCAGUAAAUAUAGAGAACAAAUUAUAUUAGGACUAGAGAACAAAAUGCACUUAGCUCAUAAAUUAGAUAAUAUAGCGUGCACUAUGGAAGGCGAUCCUACAUCUAUAUGCUGACUAUAUGAUACUGCAAGUUACGAUUUAAUUGCAUUUACGUAAUUUAUUUAUACAAUACCUAUUUUGUAAAAAAAAAGCUUUAAUUUAUUCUGAAAUACUCAGAUUUAAAACCGAUGUAUAUUAUAAAGACUGUAAAAUAUCAUUUCCAUAAAUAUAGUUAGGAAGUUUAAAGGUUUUUUUUUCCAAUAAAUAUAAAAUACUUCCUUUCUUCUUAUGUAAUGAAUAAGAUAAAUACCUACUGAUUUUUAAUACUCAAUAAUUUAAUAAGUCUACUCAGAUUUAUUGACUUUUUAUAAAAAUAAUAAGUCCUACCAGUUUCCGUAAUGAAUUUACUCUUCCAGUGGCCAUAUUUUAGUGUCCAUUCAAUAUUCUUAAGUUUUAAUAUCAUAAUUUGCGGUCUCUCUUUUUAUUUAUGGAAAUUAUAGAUCUGAUUUUUAUUUAAUUCAAUGCAUAUUUGUAAAUUUUUAUUGUAUGUAUCUAAAAACUAUAUGUAACGAUUGAUGUUAGCUUAAGCUAAUGUUAGCUAGCUUAAGCUAAGAAGGCCUUUCUACUAACGUUUACACAAUGCAAACAUCUUUCAAGAAAGUGUAGAAAUUAAAUGAGGGCGCUGUCGGCUGGCAACAUGAGUGUUUAUCAACCAAUCUUUACUAUUAUAUUUGGAUAUAAUAUAUUAUAUUGCAAUGUUUGUCAAAAAUCCAUUUUCUUCACUUUCUUGUACACAAUGUAUUGUAUGUAGCUUAGUGUGCUGACUCACAAUGUAGCCCUACCCUACCUACAGUAGACAAAACGUUAGUGGCAAGGAAUUCUAAUAUAUUAUGUAAAGAUAUGUAAGUCUUAAGUAAGAAAUGUGAUAUAUUUGCAUUUGGAAUAUUGAUAAACAAUAGUCUUAUUAUUACCAACCACUCCACUUGGAUUGAUUUAACAAAUUAGCAUUAAUUAACUGUUUUGAUAUGAAUUUAUUUGGAAGUGGGUAUUAUUUAUUAGUAAUUUUUCAUCAACUUUGAUUCUGAUUGAGCUUUGUAUUCGCAAAUAUAUAUAUUUUUUUUAUUUCUAGUGUGCGACCGAAAUUUGGUUUUAAACAACCUUUCAGUCUUUGGCUGGUAAUAAUCAAUCGUGGCAGCAAACUUAUAUCGAACAAAAUUUAUUUAAAAAUAACCUAAAAUGAGAUUAAUAAAUAAGAUAGGAGUAUAUUUCUAUAUUAUUUAUCUUUAGUUUAUUCAACUAGUCAAUAGUAUAUUUCGCAUACUUCGCAUUUCACAUAAUCAAAAGUGAAUUCGAUUUCUGGCGAAAGCAGAUAUAAUCUGCUUACGGCUGAGGUUUUGGCAACAGCAGAAUACUGCUAUUAAUAGAUUAUAUCUGCUUUCGCCAGAAAUCUACCUUCGGUCGGACACUAGUGGUAUCACCUUCUGUAACUAUUCUGGAUAUGAUCUCGUUUUAUUAAUUGCUCAAUAUUUUUAAAUCUAAAAGUUGUCAAUUUUAUGUAUAGAUUUUAAUGUGUUUAUAUACUUUGGCUGCAUCUCAUGUUAGACCUCAGUUGAUAUGAUAUUGCUUAUUUGUAUCUCUAUCAGGUAUACAGUGGAGAAUAGGGGGAUUUUACUGCUUAUUUCUUUUGUAAUGUCCCCUUGAAACAAUUUUAAUAUUCCAUUUACAAAAUAUUUUAAGGUAGCUUAGAUGUAACUCGUUAGAUAUUAAGCAGCGUAAAUUCACCCGUCUCUUAAAAUUUUAUAUUAUUGACUUAGAUUAUACUUAUUUAUCGAUCUUUUUGUAAUGAAUAAUUUGAACAUGAAUGGAAUAAUUGAAAAAAAAACUGUUUCAUUUUACGUUAUGAUUUAUUACAUAUAAACAUACUUUUCUAACAUAUAAUCAUCACAAGCUAUAACUUGUCUCAAAAUGGCAGGACAAUUGCACACAACACAGAACAAAAUUCCAAGAAGCCUCUGGAAAAAUGCAUAUUUUUAUAGUAAACAGUAUUUUCGUGCCCCCAUUUCAUUGUACUUCAUACAUAAAAACUAACGGAAAGUGCACACCAACCACAUCGUUGUUAACGAACAAAAUGACCAAUUUUUAAUAUCAAGUUAUAUUAUAUCGUUAUUACGGCUAUAAAGUAUUUCGUUUUAAUGACACCUUGUCCUCGUUUUUUUUAACACAUUAUAAAACUGGAAAAAAUCGUUGUGAACUUGUGACUUUUACCAAAUCUGGAAAAUUAUUCAUAUUAUAAGAUAAAAAAAGACAUUUAGUCUUGAAAAAUAUAUGAUUAAGCCUGGAAUAUAUUUGUCUUGUUCUUUGAAUGAAAAAGAGACAACAUUAACUAUUCCAGAAAAAAAAAUAUUGAAAAUUAAUAUAAUACAUUGUAAUAUAAUUUAACAAAAAUCUCUUGAAUCGUUUUAUCGUAUUUUAGAAAUCCCUUCUGCGCAGGAGCAUUGUUUUUUAACAAAAUACAGAAUAUUUCAUUUUAAAUGUUCGGAUCCAUAGUAAUAAAUUACGUUAUUUAUAAAUAUAAGAUGUGCAGCACGUUAUAAUAGGAUCAUCUAGUAACUUCAUAGGUGUUAUUUUGUGCAUGUGUUUGUAAAAUAAAUUAAUAACUUAGCCCAGCCUGUCAUUGCUAAAUUUAUAAAUAAUAAUCAGUGACCUAAUUACAAAGCUUAUGGUAUAUA